Ruditapes philippinarum (Manila clam) is the source of this 615-nucleotide messenger RNA. Its product is annotated as transport and Golgi organization 2 homolog. Bases 160 to 615 code for a protein of 151 amino acids. The record is from RefSeq and is a predicted model, not a curated record. Gene Ontology annotation, biological process: Golgi organization; protein secretion. Gene Ontology annotation, cellular component: Golgi apparatus. NCBI's taxonomy places the organism in Eukaryota, Metazoa, Mollusca, Bivalvia, Venerida, Veneridae. The transcript has 5 exons.
AUUGAAAUGAGAUUAGCCCGACGACUCUAGGUCAUAAAUGAGGUUAACCGUGAGAAUAAGUGGGUUGUGAAAAUUAUUGAACUGAAAAGAACGUUAUCCACUGUUUCAAAAUAUCGUUAAAUGACAUUUCAGUAAAAGUUACGAAAGCAAGUUUCAGAAAUGUGCCUGUUAUUUGUUUACGUGAAUGAGAACCCAGAGGAGAAUGGUUACAAGUUGAUCCUUGCAAGUAAUCGAGACGAGUUCUGGCCAAGGCCAACAGAUACAGCUAAAUUCAGGGAUGACUCAAAAUGGAUGGGAGGUGCUGAUUUGGAGCCUGGAAGAGAGGGAGGGUCAUGGCUAGGUAUUUCUACAUCAGGAAAGAUUGGAGUUCUUCUUAAUGUUCUAGCUAAACAGAGACUAGAUGCUAAAGGCAGAGGGUCACUGGUUCGGGAUUUCCUAAGGGGAGAUGAAUCUUGUGAAGAAUAUUUAGACAGAAUUUCUUUAUCUUCAUCAGAAUAUAAUCCAUUUCAUCUUAUUCUUCUAGAUCUCAGGGAUGAUUGCAGCUAUCAAAAGCUUGAUAAAAUGUCUCGGGAAAAUUUAUUUAAAAGUGAAGAAAACCCCCAAGGUUUAAAGUAA